Messenger RNA from Cuscuta epithymum, 714 nucleotides. The record is from the annotation of a GenBank genome assembly. NCBI's taxonomy places the organism in Eukaryota, Viridiplantae, Streptophyta, Magnoliopsida, Solanales, Convolvulaceae.
CAAGAUGCACAGGGUAAAGAAACCCUCACAUACUAUGUCAACACAGUGCAUGGUCGAAGACUUACGGCUGCCGUUGUUACCAAGGUCAAUGGAAGAAACUAUGAAUGUCUUACAAGUCAAGAUUGGAAAGACUUUGUUCGAGCUACUGGAUAUUUUAAGCUUAUGACAAAGGUGUUCCGAAGCAAGGAUGAACUUCAACACCUGCUCAGCCAUUAUGUUUUCAACAAUUCCUCACUGCCAAGAAUCACAGAAUGCCCAAAGACUCGCUCACUUCAUCUCCCCGACGUCCUCCAAUUCAACAUUGUUUGGUUUCUCUUAAAGGCCACUCGCAUCAACUCUGUUCCCAUUCCUGUAUGCAUGCAUCGCCAUCUCUUUGAACAUGCCAAGCGCUACGCUAGCCUUGUUUAUGGUGCUCGAGCAUGGACAGUCAAAGUUGAUGACUUUUGCUUCUCAGAUGGCCUUGCUGCAUUUUUGAUUGAAAAUAAUGUUGACGUUGGGACAUAUAUGCUACUCCACCACAUUGGUGAUUUCAAAUUUCAAGUGUUGAUGUUCGAUGAUUUGGGCUUCUCUUUGAACCUUGCCAGCCCACCCAGUGCUUCCUCCACCACAUCACAAAAUCAAGAUGUUUUUACGGUCUACGUGGAAUCCUGUCUUCCAAACUUCUCUUAUAGACAGCUGUACAAGCCUCCGUCAUUCCUGUAUGUGCGUAACCAC